UAGCAGUUUUGCUCUGGGAUUCUCGGUGGUGGAAUGCCUUGCGUUUGCCUCUGCAGACUAUCCUGAACAUCAGAGGAAGUAAUGGCUUUCUCUCUUUAACUAUAAACAGAGGUUCAGAGAGCUAAAAGUCUGCAUAACAAAAAAUGUAACAAAACCCAGUUAUUUGUAUAACAGCUGGUUCAGUACUCUUGGUAUGUAUUUUACUGUAUUCUGCAUAUAUUUCUGUAAGUGUUCUAUGCUGAGAUCUGUCUUGGUCACAGUCUUCUGUGUUGCAAAGUAAUUUGUCACCCUAGAGACAGUUUUGAAAAGCACCCAUCAUUUUGUGUGUGUUUGUUUUUAGGACUGGAACUAAAGGGGAAGAUUAAAGUAUAUGUCUAGUGCUUUCCUGAAGAGAGGUCUGAAAUAUAUUUUGUUUUCUCUCUGAUGAGAGAAUGCUUAUCUACCUUGACUUGUCUGAUACACCCAGUUACUGUUGUCAGCUAUGGAAUAGUAUCUUGCGUGAUGGUAGCUAGUACUUAAAAUGAUCACAUGUUUUUAUUGCUUUGUAAUAUGAAGUGAUAUCCCUACCUUACUUCUGCAGGUGACUAUUACAUGGUUAAGAAACUGUUAGAGGAAAACAGCUCAGGUGAAAUGAACAUAAAUUGUGUGGAUGUGCUUGGGCGAAAUGCUGUUACCAUAACCAUUGAAAAUGAAAACUUGGACAUACUACAGCUGCUUUUAGAUUAUGGCUGCCAGUCCUCAGAUGCACUUUUGGUGGCUAUUGACUCAGAAGUGGUGGGAGCUGUUGAUAUUCUACUUAAUCACCGACCAAAACGAUCCUCCAGACCAACCAUUGUGAAAUUAAUGGAGCGCAUUCAGAACCCAGAGUACUCAACAACCAUGGAUGUAGCACCAGUAAUUUUAGCUGCUCAUCGUAACAACUAUGAAAUUCUCACCAUGCUGUUGAAGCAAGACAUAUCAUUACCCAAACCCCAUGCUGUGGGCUGUGAGUGCACACUGUGCACUGCCAAGAACAAAAAAGACAGUCUGCGGCAUUCCAGGUUUCGUCUCGACAUUUAUCGGUGUUUGGCCAGUCCUGCCUUAAUAAUGUUGACAGAGGAGGAUCCAAUUCUAAGAGCUUUUGAACUUAGUGCAGACUUGAAAGAAUUAAGCCUUGUUGAAGUUGAGUUCAGAAAUGAUUAUGAGGAGCUUGCUCAGCAGUGCAAAACCUUUGCUAAAGAUUUACUUGCACAAGCACGGAAUUCCCGGGAGCUGGAAGUCAUUCUGAAUCACACCUCCAGUGAUGAACAUGUAGACAAACGAGGAUUGUUGGAAGAGAGGAUGAACUUAAGCCGCUUAAAACUUGCAAUCAAGUAUAAUCAAAAAGAGUUUGUUGCUCAGUCCAACUGCCAGCAGUUUCUCAACACGGUGUGGUUCGGGCAGAUGGCCGGCUAUCGGCGCAAGCACACUUGCAAGAAGAUCCUGACUGUUCUGAUGGUUGGCAUUUUCUGGCCAGUUCUGUCCCUAUGUUACUUGUUAGCUCCUAAAUCUCGAGUAGGUCGAAUAAUUCACACUCCUUUUAUGAAGUUUAUUAUUCAUGGAGCUUCAUAUUUCACAUUUCUGUUAUUACUUAAUUUGUACUCCCUUGUCUACAAUGAGAAUAAGAAGAAUACAAUGGGACCAGCCCUUGAGAGAAUAGACUAUCUUCUGAUAAUAUGGCUUAUUGGAAUGGUGUGGUCAGAUGUUAAGAGGCUCUGGUAUGAUGGUUUAGAAGAUUUUUUAGAAGAAUCCCGCAAUCAGCUUAGUUUUGUCAUGAAUUCCCUGUAUUUGGCAACUUUUGCCCUCAAAGUUGUUGCCCAUAACAAGUUUCAUGAUUAUGCUGAAAGGAAGGACUGGGAUGCAUUCCAUCCUACCCUAGUGGCAGAAGGUCUUUUUGCCUUUGCCAAUGUUCUUAGUUACCUGCGUCUCUUCUUCAUGUACACAACCAGCUCCAUUCUGGGACCACUCCAGAUUUCAAUGGGCCAGAUGCUACAAGAUUUUGGAAAAUUUCUAGGCAUGUUUCUUCUUGUCUUGUUCUCAUUCACAAUUGGAUUGACCCAACUUUAUGAUAAAGGAUUUACUGUAAAUGAAGAAAAGGACUGUGCGGGCAUUUUCUGUGAACAACAGAGCAAUGACACAUUCCAUUCGUUUAUUGGUACAUGUUUUGCUCUCUUCUGGUACAUAUUCUCCCUGGCACAUGUCGCAAUCUUUGUGACACGUUUUAGCUACGGUGAAGAAUUACAGUCUUUUGUGGGUGCUGUUAUUGUUGGGACCUACAACGUGGUGGUUGUGAUAGUAUUAACUAAACUCCUUGUGGCAAUGCUUCACAAAAGUUUUCAGCUGAUUGCAAAUCAUGAAGAUAAGGAGUGGAAGUUUGCUCGUGCCAAGCUUUGGCUUAGCUACUUUGAUGAUAAAUGCACGCUCCCUCCACCUUUCAACGUUAUACCCUCUCCCAAGACUAUUUGUUACCUUUUCAACAGUCUCAGUAAAUGGAUCUGCUCUCAUACAUCAAGUGGCAAAGUGAAACGUCAGAACAGCCUCAAGGAAUGGAGAAAUCUGAAGCAGAAGAGAGAUGAGAAUUACCAAAAGGUGAUGUGUUGCUUAGUCCACCGUUACUUGACUUCCAUGAGGCAGAAAAUGCAAAGUACGGAUCAGGCCACGGUGGAAAACCUCAAUGAACUGCGGCAGGACUUGUCAAAAUUCCGGAAUGAAAUGAGAGACCUGCUUGGCUUCCGAACUUCUAAGUAUGCUAUGUUUUAUCCAAGAAACUAAGGCCUAACUUCCAGACAAAAGGUGUGUGCUUUUAGAUACCCAAAGGUGAAAGUGUUGACCUAAUUCUGUUGCCA
This is a messenger RNA of Cyanistes caeruleus (blue tit), 2864 nucleotides long. NCBI's taxonomy places the organism in Eukaryota, Metazoa, Chordata, Aves, Passeriformes, Paridae. The record is from RefSeq and is a predicted model, not a curated record.